Caenorhabditis auriculariae is the source of this 5445-nucleotide messenger RNA. The record is from the annotation of a GenBank genome assembly. Lineage: Eukaryota; Metazoa; Nematoda; Chromadorea; Rhabditida; Rhabditidae.
AUGGCAAUUAUAUUUGCUAUUUUUUCUUCCGCUCUCGCCAAUGUUUUCGAAGGCCAGGCGAUCAUGUUCAUCUACAUUUUCACCCUGACUUUGCAAGCAGUUAGUUGGAUCGUCAAUGGAUUUGUCCUCGUUAUUUUUCACAAGUGAGUUUUUUUUUGAGUCUCAAAUUCGUCUGUACACUUCAGAAAACCUUCAAUGCUGUUGAAUUUGAACCAUCGACUCAUUUUUUACCUUUCCCUGGCUGAUUGGAUUUUCACUAUGGCGUGUAAGUUACUUUUUUGGUUUCUCAUUGUGUUCUGCUCCGAAAAAAGAUAUUUGAGUUUUAGAUUUUUCUAAAAGUUGGCAUAAAUCAUAGAGGAAAAAUCCAAAAACUGCAACCUGUCCAAUAUUCAAGUUUUAGAGUUAGAACGCUCAUCAAAAUCGAGGAUCGCAAAAAAAUACAAUUUUUUUGAAAGUAAAAAGGAUCAAAGAGCGCGAAGUAACAAAAUCAGAGCAAAGUUGCUGCAUGGACAAAAACUUCAUUGUAAAUAAUUAAUUGGAUUCUUUUUCUCUUUCAGAAUAAGAAAAUGUGCUUUGUCAGAAAAAAAAGAUGGAAGUAGUAUAAGAAAAUUCGCACAAUUCCAUACUAUCCUGAACUUCGACAGAUAAUAUUUUCUUGAACAACUUUUUAUUUUUAUUUCUAUACUUUUAAACGGUGAAUUCAUUUUUUUGGAAAAAAAGAACCUGAAAUUUAUUUUAAGCUUCACGUUAGCUCACCUCGUACCAGUAUAACUUCUAAACAUGGCCUCAACUUUUUCCACGGUUGUAAUUAUCAAAAACGUGAGCUUCACCUUGCUCUUCUAAUUUUUUUUCCUACAAGAGAUUACUUCGGCUACAAAUUCAAAAUUCCCAGAAUACACGCCUACUUCUCGAUGCAGUGGAUAACUAUCCACGAAAUCUAAAACUGCAAAUUUUUCGAGUUUUUGAGAAUGAGCGUCUCAAAAUGAUGACUUUGUCUAUUACUGAAAACUAUAUAAAGUAACAUCUUUGUUAGUCUUUUCAGUUAAAGAAAGGCCCUUAAAAAAUAUCCCUUGCUACUUGGGCCGAAAAAUUAUCACAGAGCUUUUUGCUCCUCGCUAACUAUUGCGCUGUUCGUAGGAAAUCAAAUAUUUCCUCGAGCUAGCAGCAAAUUUUUAAUGACAGCGCAAGAAAGAAGAUUUUUAGAGAGAAAGAGUAGAAGAGUUUUCCAGGUGCUCCACAAUUCGUCUACAUGUUGAUCAAAUGGAGUCCCGGACGUUUUGACUACAAUGUAGAAUUCGUCCGAUUAUCCUCGGCUCCAACGGCGAUCGAGUACAAAGUCAACUUAACAUUGACGAUCGCCAUUGCCCUGGAGCGAUGUUUGGUGAGUUCUCUGGCUCAAACUUAUCAUUUUGACUUCAACUUCUCACUUUUCACGCUUUCGAAAAAAAGUAAAGUCUAUUUAUGGGUUCAAUGUGUGUCUAGCUUUUGAUAGUAGACAAAAAUUCUCUAGGUCUGAAAUUACAAUUUUCCCGCUUUUGCCAACCUACUAUUAUGGGUUUUUGCUGAACUACAACUUUCCGAUUUUCAAAUUAGUAAGACUCUUUAGAAUUGGAAAAAUGACUGUGAAAAUAUUAUUACUGAGAAAAAUCAUUUUCCAUUGAAGGAAGAGAAUUUCAGAAAAAAACAUCCUCAUAGCUUUUGCACAACCUGUUGCGCUACGGCGCACCCCAAUACAGCAAAAAAAACAAGUUGAAAAUUUUUUGAAAAUCGAAAUGAUCUCAACAUGUCCGAUUAUAGGCCAUCUACAAGCCAUUCUGGUACCGAUCUCACAUCAGCGCCAGAUAUGCCAAUAUAUCCAUCGCUCUGGGAGUUUUCCUUGGCGUGUUUGACUGCGCCGUGAGUCGGAUGCUCCUGAGGGGAGAAAUACCAGCGGCGGAUUGUGAUGCUCCAGGCUGUUUUACCAACCCCAGAUAUCGUUAUUAUUCCGGAGUAUCUAGUAUGGUAAGAAUUAUCCCUUCAUUGAUAAAAAGUCCUUGUGAACUGUCUCUCCUCUUUUCGAUGUUUUUCGUUCAUUCUGACUUGAAGGGUUCUAUACGAAGUAGCGUUCAAAAAGAAUAGACUUAGAUAGGGACCGCAACCAAAUUUUCAAAAAAAUGUUCGAGCUUCAAUAUUACUAUGGUUGGAUAGCUGCUCCAAUUUACUAUUCAAAACAGUUUAGUUUUCAAAAAAAGGUUGGAAAAGUUAUGGUCAAAACAGUUGUCAAAAAGAGUCGCGAAAUUUAGUACUGAAAUUUUAGAUUUUUACACUUUUUGGUCGUUCCUUUUUGUUUUUCAUAUCGGAUUUAAAUUUUUUUCAGUAGUUUAGUUCGGUUUUCAAAGUCAUAAUAAGUUAUUAAAACAGAAUGAAACUACAAGUUUGAAGAGAAAAGCUAUUUUUUCAUGAAAAAUAAAAAAAAUGGCCGCUGCGAGGAUCGAACUCGCGAUAUCAAAACUGUAUGCAAGCGCACUUGCGCUGCUCCACGUCCAUCCCUCGGAGAUGGGAGGCGUUCGCGCUAUACACCACUUAACCUCAAAGUACAGCAUUUGCCGACUAUUUUUGCUUAAAAAAAGUUAUGAUAGUUGAAAAGUUAUUAGUCAAGUGUAUUUGGACCACCUAAAAAUAACUUAUUCAUAAAGAUUCAGUUCAAAAUGCCUCCCUUUUUCGGCGUUUUUUUGUUAUUUUUUUAACGUUGGCUCCAAAUUAACAAUAAUUAAACUUUUUAGGCAUCGCUAAAAUUUUUAUUUUAUUUUUUUAAUUGAUUGAAAAUUGAGAUACGCUAAUAUUUAAGAAAUAAAAAAAGGCACCCACGACAUCUAAACCGAUCUUUUUAUUUUUAAUUUUGAUCUGUGUGAUGAUCCUAUCAAUGACAGAACUUCAUUAAUAUUGAGUAAGAUAUAAAUAAGGAGUUUUUAAACGACAUCGUAUGCGAAAAAGAGACUUGGACGUCUUUAUAGUCAUUUUGAUUCAAGCUAGCGGUAAAUGGAGUAGUUUCCAAACCGGGGGGUUUUUUCCGAAAAAUUAUAAUCAAUUUUUCCACAGAUCAGCUGUUAGAUUUAUUUGAUUGUUUUGAUGUUUUAUUGUAUUUGUCGUGCUGAUUGCGGAAUGGCGAAUAAACACUUGAAAAUGUAAAUGAAAAAAAAUAUGAUGAUCUGAUUGUUGGAUUCCAGUGCAUGGGCAUCACAGUAACAAUGUUAACCAUGGCGAUAAUCAUCAAGCUGAAUUUCCACAAGGACGACAACAGACACAAGGACAGCUGGAUCAUCAAACAGGUUGGAGCUCAACCUAUUUUAUGUUUUUUCUGAACUUCAUCAACCUACUAAUUCAGACGAACCGAGUGACGACCGCUAUUUUGACGUCUUCCUUCGUAUUUUUCACCAUACCGAGCAUUCUGUUCGGCGUAAGUGGGAUGAUUGGAGACGAUGGGGUCGUUUUCAAACAACUUGGCCCAUUUUACGUCGUUGGACUGCUGUCAUCAGGUAUUUCUGACUACAGAGGGAAGAAAAAAAGAUAUAUUCCAACUUCCAGGGAUCUGCAACGGAUUGAUAUUCGCGACUGUCAAUAGGGAAGCUCGGCAAGUAGCUAAGCUCGUAAUGAUCGGAAUCAUUGAAUCGAUAAAAAUCAAACCGAAAAAUAAGGUGACAGAGCUGCACGCCAUUCAUAAUUCCCCACUAGAAAACCCCGAUAUGAGACAUAUUUAGGAAAAAAAACUCAUGAAAAAAAAUUUUUUUUUUCUAUGUACUCUGUAAAAUUGUGCUUUCUCUGAAUCUUGAGCUUCUCAGGAACUUUGAGCUACCUCACAACUCACUACUCUUUCAUUCGUAUAAAAAAAAUCAUCUUGAAAGCCUCUCUUUUUGUUUUUCUUUUCCCUUUUUCGAUUUGGUUUGAAUUAUUAUAUAAGAGUCUUCUCCAGUUUAUUACAUGUUGUUUCAUUAUGAAAAAAAUUAUAAAAGUAUCGGCUCAGUUUCCGAAGAUCUUUUUUGCUUGCUCCGCAGUCCUCCCUCACUGAUAAAAGAUCAAAAGUCGAUAGAACUAGUUUCUCGAGCCGGAGGCCCUAUCAGUGGGAGGAGCCGAUCUCAAAUCAACACCAGAGCAAGCAAUUUUUUGUGUUCGCGAGGACACUCUUGUAGACGUGUGACCGGUCCCGUCGGCAGGGUAUAAAAGCGGGACUUCUGCGGGAGUACAGUACAUUUCGGCGCCUCCUCGGCAUCCGCACCUCGAGCAGCAAAAUGCAUUUCUCCACCGUCGCUUUCCUUCUUGCUUCUACGGCUCUUCUUGUCUCGGUUCGUGGUCCUAAUUUGAGGGGAAAAACCUAGACUCUAGUGUUUGUCUUAGCGGCGAUCUGUUUGCCGAGCAACUUUUUUGAAAAUUCCUCGAGAGAACACUUUAAAUGAGUCAUCAAUCCAAUCAAGAAAAUUCCAGGGAAGCGUCAUCCGUGAGAAACGCCAAUGUGGCUGUGCUCAGCAGCAGUCGACCUGUUCCUGCUCUCAGCAGGUCUACACCAUGACCACUGCUGCUCCCCAAAGAUCGUGCUCCUGCCAGUCCGCCCCAGUCCAGCAGACGCCGUCGUGCGGAUGUGCUCAGCCGCAGACCCUCCAGAUCCAGGUCCCAGUCACUCAGUGUGCUCCAGCCUGCCAGCAGUCCUGCCAACAAAGCUGUCAGGCCGCUCCAUCUGUCCCUCAGUGCCAGCAGACUUGCCAACAGUCCUGCAUGCCUAGCUGCGCUUCAGCCACGACCCCUGCCCCUCAGAUCAUCCAGCUCCAACUCGACAUCAGCGCUGAGGCUUCCUGCCAGCCAGCCUGCCAGCAGCAAUGCCAGCAGAGCUGCCAAGCCGCCCCAUCCGUCCCUCAGUGCCAACAGAGCUGCCAGGCUGCCUGCGUCCCAAGCUGUGCUCCGACCACUACCCCAGCUCCUCAAGUGAUCCAGGUCCAGCUCGACAUCAGCGCCCAGGCGACCUGCCAGCCAGCCUGCCAACAACAGUGCCAACAGCAGUGUGUCCAGCAACAGCAGCCCGUCGCCCAGUGCAACAGCCAGUGCAACAACCAGUGCCAGAGCAUGUGCGCUCCAGCGACGACCCCAGCUCCAUCCUGCCAGCCAGCCUGUCAGCCAGCUUGCCAGCCUCAGUGCACCCAGCAGCAGCAGCCCCAGGAGAUCCAGAUCGUGCUCCAGACGAGCGUCGCUCAGUCUCCCCAAUGCGAGCCUCAGUGCCAGCAGCAGUGCCAACAGCAGUGUGUCCAGCAGCAGCAGCCAGCUUCUCAGUGUGCUCCAGCCUGCGCCAGCAGCUGCUCCAACUCCUGCUCCAGCUACCAGCCAGCUCAGGUCGUCUGCCAGCCGACCCCAUCCAGCUCCUGCGGAUGCCAUCAGAACUACUCGCCCUGUGGAAACGGACAGUGCUGCCGUCGCAAGUAG